AUGAAAAGGAAGAAGAUUCUGAGAGACAAAGAUGACUAUGAUAGGGGGGUUCAGAGAAAUUGGAAAAGACAAGAUAAUAGGAAAUCAAUGUGGAUAGAACAUCACCAACCAAAAGUGACUAGAACCCCUAAUGCUAUAAGAAAUGGAUGGAGAAAUGAGGGCAACAUGAUGGAGAGAGAGAGAUUUAAUCCCUCAAUAAAUGAAAAAGAAAGUAGACAUUACCACCAACAACACUCCUAUACGAGAUCUAGGAACUACCCCAGAAAUCAAGAGAGAAAUAUGGAGAGGAAGAGUGGAAGAUCUCCCAGAUACACAAUUGAGAGAAAUAACUACAACUAUCAACAUCGACAAUCCCCUUCCCCUAAUAGAGUACAGUUUGAGACUAAACAUAGAAGGUAUGAAGGGAGAAGGAACUAUCCUUCACCCAUUGGAAAGAAGACUCUAAGAGAAAAAAGAGAAACCCCAAGGAAGUCCCCUAAGAGUACACCACUUGUAGAAUCCCAUAUAAAUCUUUCCCAGAAGAGGGAUUUUUUAGGGGAUUUUUUAGAGAAAAGAGAAGAGACCAGAACGGCACUAAAGAAAUCAUGGAGGGAAAGGGGAGACCAACCACGAUCCCCAAUCCUGAGAAAAAGACAAAGAAGAGAAGAAGACAGGGAAUAA
This is a messenger RNA of Pelobates cultripes (western spadefoot toad), 660 nucleotides long. Lineage: Eukaryota; Metazoa; Chordata; Amphibia; Anura; Pelobatidae. The record is from the annotation of a GenBank genome assembly.